Gymnogyps californianus (California condor) is the source of this 1549-nucleotide messenger RNA. RefSeq names its product protein FAM162B-like. The transcript has 4 exons. The coding region runs from base 120 to 575 and encodes 151 amino acids. The record is from RefSeq and is a predicted model, not a curated record. Gene Ontology annotation, biological process: positive regulation of release of cytochrome c from mitochondria; neuron apoptotic process; cellular response to hypoxia. Gene Ontology annotation, cellular component: mitochondrion. NCBI's taxonomy places the organism in Eukaryota, Metazoa, Chordata, Aves, Accipitriformes, Cathartidae.
ACAGGAAGGGGUGGUUUUACAUUAAUAACUCCUAGAAGCAGCUUUCUGGGCUCCUGCCGGCCCCCCUGCGUGCUCUCAGGCCAGUGGGGAGGUGGUGGCCCAGUGCCAGCCGGGGCAGGAUGCUGGGGAGGCUGCUGGGGCGCAGCCCCGGCCUGCGGUGGUGGGUGACUCGGCCGGUCCUGCACCCCACCAGAGCCAUCGGCGACAAAGCGAAGGGCGCUCAGGACGAGGCUUUGCAGACGGCUAAUCCAGGUUACAAAGCUUUCAAAAAUGACAGAAGGCCUACAAAUUUUGAUAAAAAGGUGUUAGUAUGGGCAGGACGCUUUAAAAAGGAGGAGGACAUUCCCAAGCACAUAUCGUCUGAGGUCCUCGACGCAGCAAGGAACAGUGUCAGGAUAAAGGUUUGCUACAUCAUGAUUGCACUGACCUUGCUGGGCUGUUUGGCCAUGGUAAUCACAGGCAAAGAAGCUGCUAAAAGGGAUCACACGCUGCUGAGGAUGAACAUAGAAAAGAAGGCCAAAUGGAGGGCUGAAGUGGCGGAGGAUCAGGAGGCAGCUGUUGGGAAGCCACAAUGAUUGGGAACAGAUUUAUUUUAACAGCAGGAGAUAAGUGAUUUGCAUAUGUACCUGUCUUCAUUUAACUCUUUGGAGCUUUUUCACUGAAACUCUCUCGGCAAAGACUUCACUGCUUAAAAACUGCUCCAUAUGAACUGGGAAACUCCUAUGGAAACUCCAACAGCUGCUUUCUGUGGCCUCUGGUCUUUGGCACUGGGUUCAGCUGAAAUAAAUACAGAAAUCUCUUCUAAACUGGAAAGUGUGGGAAGGACGAAUGCAGGACUUCCCAGCUCAGGAUCAGCUUUUCGUGGUGCUGCUGAUACUCAGCGUGGAUGUGGGGCUGUCUCCUCGCGGCCAGGAAGGAUGCGGCCCUACAUCAGAGAGCAUCCCAUUCUGUGCAAUGCCUCUAGGGCAAACAGCCUUGGCCAAAGUGACCCAGGGCAGGGGGAAAAGGAGUCUGAAAUAUGUUUUGCAACCACAAAGAGGUCAAUUAUCUCUACGUCUAAGCCUGCUGCCAUCGCUGUCCCCUCUCCCUUCCCAGCCCCUCGUGGGAUCCCAUGGCCGGGAGAGGGGGGGGACGUGAGCAUGAAGAGGGGCUGGGAAGAUGGAGGAGUGUGAGCAGACCCUGAUAACUCAUUGGGGCCAAAAGGGGCUUUGGGCCAGAGGAGAUGGCGGUGAUGUGGAGCGGUAGUGUGGGCACGAGGAGUGGUUUGGUUGCUGCGGGGCAGCCUGGGGAACCCGUGCCUGGUGCAGGGAGCCUGGCCUGGAGGCACCUCUUGUCCUGUUGCACCUCACUGGUUUUGCUUUUUCAUCUUCUGCUUCCAGUCAUUGUCAUGAAAGUUCUCUAGCACUUGCUUAGUUGUGAUUUCAGUCAGGAGUAAUUGCUAAUACAUGGUUUGCUAAAACUGGAUUCUUUUUAAUCAUCAUAGUUCAUUAAUUCAUAAUAAAACAGCUGUCCAAUUACAUAUAAAACAAACGCGUCUCUUCACAGCUUC